GGGGGCUUUCCAAGAAUAAUAUGAGAGAGAAAUAUAAAAUUCCGUAGAUCCGUGAAUUUACCACCGAAUCGAAUCUCUCCGUAAAUCGGACGCCGCUUGAGGGAGCUCAUGUGUGCCGGGGCUGCCUCGGCCAUUUGCAUUCCCAACCUUGACUCCGCGGCCAACCGGACCGCCGCAUUUCCUCUCCCGAGCUGCUUCACUUCGUCUCAUCCUGGCUCUUUUCUCUUCCUUCCUUCUUCUUGAUUUUUUCUCUUCAGAGCUCGAAUCCUCUCCUCUCCUCCCCUCUACUCUCAAUUGAAACCUCUCUGACCGAUAACUACACAUCAAGAUGGCUCUCCCUCUCCGCACCGCCCGCCACGCCUCCAGGCUAGCACAGAUCGUCUCCCGCCGCGGAUAUGCCACCGCCGAACCAGACCUCAAAACCGCCCUCAAGGCCGUCAUCCCCGCCAAGCGGGAGCUUCUGGCCGAGGUGAAGAAGCAGGGCGACGAGGUCAUUGGCGAGGUCAAGGUCUCCAACGUGAUCGGUGGCAUGCGCGGUCUCAAGAGCAUGCUCUGGGAGGGCUCCGUGCUCGACGCCGACGAGGGCAUCCGCUUCCACGGCAAGACCAUCAAGGAUUGCCAAAAGGAGCUCCCCAAGGGCCCCACCGGCACCGAGAUGCUCCCCGAGGCCAUGUUCUGGCUACUCCUGACGGGCCAGGUGCCCUCAACCAGCCAGGUCCGCGCCUUUUCUCGCCAGCUGGCCGAGGAAUCGCACCUCCCCGACCACAUCCUCGACCUCGUCAAGUCGUUCCCGCGCAACAUGCACCCAAUGACCCAAAUCUCGGUUAUCGUCGCCGCCCUCAACACCGAGUCCAAGUUCGCCAAGCUCUAUGAAAAGGGCCUGAACAAGGCCGACUACUGGGAGCCGACCUUUGACGACUCGAUCGCCCUCCUCGCCAAGAUCCCCCGGGUCGCGGCCCUGGUCUUCCGCCCCGACGAAGUCGACCUCGUCGGUAGGCAGCAGCUCGACCCAGCCCAGGACUGGUCCUACAACUUCGCCGAGCUCCUCGGCAAGGGCGGCUCCAAGAACGGCGACUUCCACGACCUCCUCCGCCUCUACCUCGCCCUGCACGGCGACCACGAGGGCGGCAACGUCUCCGCGCACGCUACUCACCUCGUCGGCAGCGCCCUCAGCGACCCCUACCUCAGCUACUCCGCCGGUCUGCUCGGUCUCGCGGGCCCGCUCCAUGGCCUCGCGGCCCAGGAGGUCCUCCGCUGGAUCCUUGCCAUGCAGGACAAAAUCGGCACCAAGUUCACCGACGAGGACGUCCGCACUUAUCUGUGGGAUACCCUCAAGUCCGGCCGUGUCGUCCCCGGCUACGGCCACGGAGUCCUCCGCAAACCCGACCCGCGCUUCCAGGCUCUCAUGGACUUUGCCGCGACGCGGCCAGACGUCCUCGCCAACCCGGUCUUCCAGCUCGUCAAGAAGAACUCUGAAAUCGCCCCCGGUGUCCUCACCGAGCACGGAAAGACAAAGAACCCCCACCCCAACGUCGACGCCGCCUCCGGCGUGCUCUUCCACCACUACGGCUUCCAGCAGCCGCUCUACUACACCGUGACCUUCGGCGUCAGCCGUGCGAUCGGACCGCUCGUGCAAUUGAUCUGGGACCGUGCGCUGGGUCUGCCAAUUGAGCGGCCGAAGAGCAUCAACCUGCUCGGUUUGAAAAAGUAAAAGCCCAUACCAUUUUUUUCCCGCACAUACCAUGUUUUGUUACGUAGCACGCUAUUGUUUUUAGUUCUAGAUAGAUCAUAGAGUCUAUACCCGUGGAGAUAUUGCGUGUAAGCUUUGAAGUGCUGAUUGCGAUAUAAGUACAUCAACCUAUAUACAGCUCGCUCUAAGCCCGGAAUCCACCUUACGUAUACCCUUUAUACAGAUAGGUAAGAG
Molecule: messenger RNA, 1924 nt
Organism: Aspergillus calidoustus
Lineage: Eukaryota; Fungi; Ascomycota; Eurotiomycetes; Eurotiales; Aspergillaceae
Source: the annotation of a GenBank genome assembly